This is a messenger RNA of Lobosporangium transversale, 1793 nucleotides long. RefSeq lists its product as hypothetical. The transcript has a single exon. Gene Ontology annotation, molecular function: protein binding. NCBI's taxonomy places the organism in Eukaryota, Fungi, Mortierellomycota, Mortierellomycetes, Mortierellales, Mortierellaceae. Bases 63 to 1607 code for a protein of 514 amino acids. The record is from RefSeq and is a predicted model, not a curated record.
GUUGUCUUCACAACAUGCAAUGACAUCAAGCCCACAUUCCAGCAGCAUCAUCUCUUUAUAACAUGAACAUUAAAGUGAAUCCUCUGGAUAUUCCCGAAAUCAUCCUGCUCAUUGGCGGCUUUCUCUCUCGAAAAGACCUUCUAAAUUGUAUCCGUGUCUCGAAGACUUUUCACGGUGCUCUUAUUGGGUUCAUAUGGAGAAAAAUCAUUAUAUCUUAUCGAGGACAUCCUACUGGUGAAGCCCUUCAGAAUAAUAAGAAAUACAUCGAGGAGAUAUUUUUUCAAGACUGCAUUCCCGAGGAAUAUACGACAUUACAUGGGUGUGAUCGCCUUCAAUUUAUCGCAAACGACACAUAUUCAUGCUCGCCACAGCAGGUUAAGUUUUCGGGCCUUCUCAGAGCCCACAACUCUACCAUAACCGGGGUUCGUUUGACUAGUAUUCAAUCUUCGCCAGAACUCUUUAAGCUACUGCUGGAAUGCAGCAACCUCAAGCAUCUAAAAUUAUCAAAGAUAAGCAUAAAUGAUGAAGUCGAUCUAUUCUUCCAAGUCUGCAAGAGACUUAGGCGCCUAGACUUGGAUAAUACGUCCAUACAUCAGCUACCUAUCGGCUUCCUAGAUAGUGAAACCAGCGAAUAUAUCCUCUCAAAUAUUCGCACAUUAAGUAUUGAUCAUGUCAACAUAGUCAACCCUCCGCACCCAUAUGCGUCACCGUAUUGCCUCGGCAUUUUGACAAGGAGAUGCCCAGGAUUGUGUACACUGAAAUUUUACGAGAGCAGCGAGAGCAAGUUAUCUAAGCAGCCAAGAUAUGACCAUUUCUACAAGGCAGCCUUCUUUCAGCAUUCCUGGACAUUGGGAAGCUUAUCUGAUUUGUCUAUCCCUCAGACGAGUCUGAAAGAUGAGGAGAUGGCAACACUUCUUGGACGGAUGACUACACUAAGACGGCUAUAUGCUCCACUAUGUGAGUUCGGCCAGCUCUCUCUGCAAGAAUUGCUAGCUGACAGGCAAGAAAUAUUGGAUAAUGGACACGUGGUGCAAAAGACAAGGCUUCGGAGACUCUGCGAAACAAUUGAGGAAUUGAAGUUCAAUUAUCGAAAUCCUAUUAUGGAUGGUGUUAUCCAAACUAUUUUAUCGAAUUGCCCACGCCUGGAGCAACUAGCGGGAGCUAAAAUCACUGUGACAGAGAUUGUUAAUGGCGCAGAAUGGGUUAGCACUAGACUGACUGAUCUGGCUAUCUAUCUCGAGGCAGACAUCAAUCAAGAGAGUACAGAGGGCAUGGAGAAGCAGCGCAUCGUGUUCAGACGGCUAGGAAAAUUGACCCAGCUACGUCAUCUUAAGCUAACAACGUGGAGCCCAAAGGAUACAAGGAAACGCACGUUGAACUUGAGACUAGGGGCAGGCCUAGAUGAACUGGCCAGCUUGAAGGUUUUGAGAACUCUAACUCUCAGUGGCGAUCUUUACCAGCGAAUGCAUCUCGAGGACGCGACAUGGAUUGUGAACAAUUGGCCAAGCAUUAAAUACUUGAAUGGUGGCGGUGAGGAAGCUCAAAUGAGAAAAAACCAUGGGAUAUAUAACUUGUUCAGGUCGCACAAUAUAGUAAUUUGCCAAUAGACGAAAACACUGUCGACUCACAACCUGAUGUAAGGGACAGGAUUCUUGAAUACGAGUCUUUUAGGCCUCAUCAACUUAUUGAUGAUCGAGAUACGACCUUGAUGUAUAUAGUGAUAAAAUAUACCUAUGGCAAUUGUAUUUACAAAGCAUUGCACACUGCCAAAGGCAUAGGGUUUCCCAAGUAAG